Molecule: messenger RNA, 1802 nt
Organism: Nothoprocta perdicaria
Lineage: Eukaryota; Metazoa; Chordata; Aves; Tinamiformes; Tinamidae
Gene: NLE1
Product: notchless homolog 1
Exons: 13
Coding region: 1-1563 (520 amino acids)
Biological process (GO): ribosomal large subunit assembly; Notch signaling pathway
Cellular component (GO): nucleolus
Molecular function (GO): protein binding
Source: RefSeq, a predicted model, not a curated record
AUGGCCGCGGGUCCUCUGGACCCCCCACCCUGGGGCUCCCCCGUGGUGGCUCCUUCUCCCGCACUCCCCGCGUGGGAGGAGGACGUGGGGCCCCGUGCGCGUGGUGACCCCCUCGUCCCGCAGGCCAUGUCCCCGAGCGAGGACGCGGAGCGGCUCCUCAUCCAGUUCAAGGACGAGGCCGGCGAGCCGCUGGGCUCCCCCUUCGACGUGCCCGUGGCCAUCACGCCGGACAAGCUGCAGCUGGUCUGCAACGCUCUGCUGCAGCAGGAUGACCCAGUGCCUUUGGCUUUCUACGUGCACGAUGCYGAGAUCGUCACGUCGCUGGAGAAGACCCUGGCGGGGCAGGCGCUGGAGACGGAGAAGGUGCUGGACAUCGUGUACCAGCCGCAGGCCGUGUUCAGGGUGCGCGCGGUGACGCGCUGCACCAGCUCGCUGGAGGGACACACCGAGGCCGUCAUCUCCGUGGCCUUCAGCCCCACGGGAAAGUACCUGGCGAGCGGCUCUGGUGACACCACCGUCCGCUUCUGGGACCUCAGCACCGAGACACCACAGUUCACGGCCAAAGGUCACCGGCACUGGGUGCUCAGCAUCGCCUGGGCGCCCGACGGCAAGAAGCUGGCGUCGGGCUGCAAGAACAGCCAGAUCUUCCUCUGGGAUCCAGCCACGGGGAAUCAGCUCGGCCGGGUGCUCGCCGGCCACUCCAAGUGGAUCACGUGGCUGUGCUGGGAGCCGCUGCACAUAAAUCCCGAGUGCCGCUACCUGGCGAGCGCCUCCAAGGACGGCAGCAUCCGCGUCUGGGACACGCUCAUGGGCCGCUGUGACAAAAUCCUCACGGGCCACACGCAGUCGGUGACGUGCGUGAAGUGGGGCGGAGACGGGCUGCUCUACUCCUGCUCGCAGGACAGGACCAUCAAAGUGUGGCGGAGCCAGGACGGCGUCCUGUGCCGCACGCUGCAGGGCCACGCGCACUGGGUGAACACCAUGGCGCUCAGCACCGACUACGUCCUCCGCACGGGCGCCUUCGAGCCCGCCGACGCCUCCAUCAACCCCCAGGACGUGAGCGGCUCCUUAGCGGAACUGAAGGACAGGGCGCAGCAGAGGUAUGACCAAGUCAGGGGCCAGGGGCCAGAAAGGCUCGUCUCGGGGUCCGACGACUUCACGCUGUUUCUUUGGAGGCCGGCAGAAGACAAGAAGCCGCUGGAGAGAAUGACCGGCCACCAGGCCUUGAUCAACCAGGUGCUCUUCUCCCCGGACACCCGCAUAAUUGCCAGCGCUUCCUUUGACAAGUCCAUAAAGCUCUGGGAUGGUAGGACUGGAAAGUACCUCACGUCGCUGCGAGGCCACGUCUCGGCCGUGUACCAGAUCGCCUGGUCGGCCGACAGCCGCUUGCUGGUGAGCGGGAGCAGUGACAGCACGCUCAAGGUCUGGGACGUGGGGACGAGGAAGCUGGCCAUCGACCUGCCCGGCCACGCCGACGAGGUGUUUGCAACAGACUGGAGCCCGGACGGGCAGCGGGUGGCGAGUGGAGGGAAGGAUAAGUGUCUGCGCAUAUGGCGCAGGUAGGAGCAGCGACCGGGAGCCGUCUCCGCUGGCCCGGCCUCCAGCUCCGUCUCUCCGGGGAGCUCUGGGAAACGGCGGAGGACGGAGCCUAUCCCGAGCACGUCUCCCAUCAGCCACUCUCCCUCAUGGAUUCUCUCCUUAUAUUUAUUUAAGGAAAUUUUAAUUCUAUUYCUUACCAAGAGCUGUGCGUUGCAGAGUGAUCUGCUCUGAACAUUACAGCAGGGAUAUCUCAUCUGCCUCCA